Messenger RNA from Eucalyptus grandis, 1541 nucleotides. Its product is annotated as mitogen-activated protein kinase homolog MMK2. The record is from RefSeq and is a predicted model, not a curated record. Gene Ontology annotation, biological process: protein phosphorylation; intracellular signal transduction. The transcript has 6 exons. Lineage: Eukaryota; Viridiplantae; Streptophyta; Magnoliopsida; Myrtales; Myrtaceae. Gene Ontology annotation, cellular component: cytoplasm; nucleus. Gene Ontology annotation, molecular function: MAP kinase activity; ATP binding. Bases 186 to 1313 code for a protein of 375 amino acids.
CUCUUGACUACUCCCUCGCAAAAUUUACGCUUCUUUCCCUCUUCCUCUUCCCUUCCGUUUCGAGCUCGCUCCAUCUCCUCCGACGAAAGAUCCGAGCCCCCUCCUCCUCCCCCAGCACCAUCCGGGCCCGAUUCGGGUCGGGUCGGGUCGUCCGGAGCGGACCCUCUCCUCCGCGCUCUCCUCCGAUGGAGUCGUCGAGCUCGGGAGGUGCCUCGGCGGAGCACAGCGUCCGCGGGAUCCCCACGCACGGCGGGCGCUACGUGCAGUACAAUGUGUACGGGAACCUCUUCGAGGUCUCCCGGAAGUACGUCCCCCCGAUCCGCCCCAUCGGCCGCGGCGCCUACGGUCUCGUCUGCGCUGCCAUGAAUUCAGAGACAAAUGAGGAGGUUGCCAUCAAGAAGAUUGGCAAUGCGUUUGACAACAGAAUAGAUGCCAAGAGGACUUUACGAGAAAUUAAGCUUUUAUGUCAUAUGGAUCAUGAGAAUGUUAUUGGCCUUAAAGACAUUAUACGUCCACCAAGUAGGGAGAACUUUAAUGAUGUUUACAUUGUGUAUGAAUUGAUGGACACUGAUCUCCAUCAAAUUAUCCGUUCCAAUCAGCCAUUGACUGACGAUCACUGCAGGUACUUCUUGUAUCAGUUGCUUCGAGGUCUCAAAUAUGUGCAUUCAGCAAGUGUUCUGCAUCGCGAUCUGAAGCCAAGCAACUUGUUUCUGAAUUCGAAUUGUGACCUUAAAAUUGGAGACUUUGGGCUAGCUAGGACCACAUCUGAAACGGAUUUUAUGACUGAGUAUGUAGUUACUCGCUGGUAUCGUGCACCAGAACUGCUCCUUAAUUGUUCAGAGUACACUGCUGCGAUUGAUAUUUGGUCUGUGGGUUGCAUACUUGGUGAAAUUAUGACUAGGCAGCCCCUAUUCCCAGGCAAAGACUAUGUCCAUCAGCUGAGACUUAUUACAGAGCUUAUAGGAUCUCCUGAUGACUCCAGCCUUGGGUUUUUAAGAAGUGAUAAUGCACGAAGAUAUGUAAGACAGCUUCCACAGUACCCAAGACAGCAAUUUUCUAGUAGAUUUCAGACUAUGUCUCCAGGUGCUGUUGAUCUCCUAGAAAGGAUGCUCGUCUUUGAUCCCAUCAGGCGAAUAACAGUUGAGGAGGCUUUGUGCCACCCUUAUUUGGCCCCUCUACAUGAUAUAAAUGAGGAACCCAUUUGCCCGACUCCCUUCAUUUAUGACUUUGAGCAACCGUCAUUUACUGAAGAAAACAUUAAGGAGCUCAUUUGGAGGGAGACUCUGAGAUUCAAUCCAGAUCCCAUGCAUUAGGGAUUAGCGACAGGUUGUCGCUUUGUUUAGUAAUGUUCUACACUUAACUGGUUGGAUGUUUCAUUCAAAAAAUGAAACAAGUGUGCUGUAGAUAGCGAAAUUAGUUUUGAAGUUUUCUACACAGCUGGACAAAAGUUCUUUGAGCUUGGAUGCUAUGUAUGCUUGUAAUGUUCAACUUGUUCAGCCGAUGAUAAAAGGUCUUCACUCUUGAGGCUUCGUUUGGCUGUA